AGAUGAGAUUGACUCGGAUUUUGCGUGUUUUAAUCAGAAGAAAAGACGGGCAGGCCGAAUGGAAGGAAAUCACGGAAAAUCAGUUACCUAAAGGAGGAAAGAAGCUUUCUUUUAGAGAGAACUCCCUAAUCGCAUUUGGAGUAGGCAUGCUGAUAUUUUCUUAUGCCUACUUCCAAGAUGAGAUCAAUCCUGAUUCAAAGUGGGCUAAAGCAUACCGCACGUUCACACGAGAACCUCUUGCCUGGCUCACCAAGGGGCAAACCGAUUCGCCUGUCUCAUCUGAUCACAAGCCUCCAGUUUUCUAAUUUGCUCGGUUGUUUUUUAGCAUUUAUUUCCAAAGUUUCGUUAGUUAUUUGUACAUAAACCUAUUAUUUUUUC
Molecule: messenger RNA, 378 nt
Organism: Caenorhabditis elegans
Lineage: Eukaryota; Metazoa; Nematoda; Chromadorea; Rhabditida; Rhabditidae
Gene: F33G12.7
Exons: 3
Coding region: 3-305 (100 amino acids)
Source: RefSeq, marked reviewed